Molecule: messenger RNA, 286 nt
Organism: Dimorphilus gyrociliatus
Lineage: Eukaryota; Metazoa; Annelida; Polychaeta; Dinophilidae
Source: the annotation of a GenBank genome assembly
AUUUACCGGUUUAUAUGUUAUUAUAAUCAACUUCCUCAAUAUGGCAUCUAAAGUACAAUCUCAAGCCAAAAUGUCUCAAAUCCAGCGACAAAUCCAACAAGAUUGGGCUAAUAGAGAGUACAUUGAGGUGAUGACUUGUAAUAUUAAGAGAAUUUCGGAUUUUCUGAACGCGUUUGAUUCUUCUUGUCGGGCAAAGCUGUCCACACUUAAUGAAAGAUUGACAACUUUAGAAAGGCGGGUCGAAUAUAUUGAAGCAAGAAUUAGUAAAGGUGAAAAUCUGUCUUAG